GAAUUUUCACAACUUCCUUUCCUGCUCCCUCCUUCUUCAUGCAUUAUAACAUUACUUAAUUACUAUUCAUACAUACCUGAUUCUAACUUCUAACAUUGGGUAAUGCAGUGCAGACACGGACAGCAACAGCAGGCAGCCAGAAACUGGAUUUUCGUAUAAUUAUAUAGAUGGAAAUCUCGAUCACAAUGGAUUUCACGUCUUCAGGGCCUCCAAAUGCUUCUUGCACAUCAUAUGCUGGAAAAACAAAAGAAAAAAAUGACAAGUCAGCUGCAUCCAACUUCUCUGUACCCGAACAACAGGAUUACAUAGCUCUGAAGGUGAGCAUUGGGAAAUGCUUUCAAAGUGGUUUUGGGAGCAGCUUGCAAGUCGCCAAUUUCAUCCGCUACACAUCCUUGUGUGCUAAUGAUGGUAAUGACGGCUUGAACAACUUCGAUCUCCUGGUGGAGGUCUUUGAUAAUAUGAGGGGUUCAAGAAAGUUCAGCCACUGGCUGAAUAAAAUCUUGCCUGCAAUGCAAGACCUCGUGAAGCAUUCUGGUACCGUAUUAGACAAGUUUUGCUCGUCGAGUGAAAGGUCUGUUGCCAUCUUGUCCAGACUGGAGAUCUUAAGCCUGCUCUCCAGCUCCUUCUUUUGCUGUUUUCCUAAAAGUGGAUAUGAUAAGGGGCAAUUGCUCAACUUUUCUCAUCUUUACCAGAAGGAAUACGGCUCCUAUCAGAGCAACGUACAUCGUGUGAAAAUGGAGAAAAUCAAAUGCUUGCUGCUCUACUUUGAAUAUGCCGCCUCUCACAUCAAUGAAGAAAUCAUGCUUGAGAAGGUAACCUUCCAAAGGAAUGUUGUGCGUAGAUCUCCGGACUGGGCUAAUUCCACCAAGAAAAGUUGCAACUUGAUAAUAAUUGAUGAGCAUAAGGCACCUGAUGACACCAGGACAAGAGUUGAUUUUGCUCAUUCAAACAUUGGAGGUGGUGUGCUGUCAAAUGGCAGUCUGCAAGAGGAAAUCCUAUUUAUCACCUGCCCUGAGUUGAUUGCAAGCCGUUUCUUCUCAUCUAAAAUGAAGGAAAACGAAGCAAUCAUCAUCGAUGGGGUCUACCAGUACUCUCAAUACAAAGGUUACGCUGAUAACUUCACUUGCGCUGGUGCUAGUCAUGCUGGAAUGAUGAGCAAUACUUUGGAAGUGGCCGCGAUGGAUGCCAUAAACUUCAGCAACAAUGAACUUAUGCAGUACAGCAGGGCAUCAGUGGACCGAGAACUGACAAAGGCGUAUGCUGCCUUCAGUGCUGUCAGUGGAAAGAAGAUCGCCUCUGGAAACUGGGGAGGAGGUUGUUUCAAGGGAGAUCCAGUUCUGAAAGCCAAAAUUCAAAAGAUCGCAGCCUCGGAAGCUGGCAAAGAAGUCCAGUAUGUCACAUUCCAAACGCCAGGCUUGGCUCAAAAAAUCAAAUUUCGAGUUAACCAUGAAAGCCACAGUUAUACUGUAGGCAAGGAAUAUGAGGAGCUUAUGAUGUGGUGCUCCGUGAAAUGUUUCAGGAAAACUUCAAAGAGUUCUUACUCCACCACCACCACCACCCACUUCAAGUUAGCUAAUUGAAAUUUCUGCUGUGUUUGGUUGGAUUUUCUUUUGACCCAUGGAAAGGUAUAGCUCAAAUCUGAGUUAAAAUUACGAGAUUGAUGUACAUGAUUUAUUUGUAAUAAAAGGAGGAGCAAUAAUUAUAAUUA
Messenger RNA from Cloeon dipterum, 1708 nucleotides. RefSeq lists its product as uncharacterized. Gene Ontology annotation, biological process: carbohydrate metabolic process; regulation of DNA repair; nucleotide-sugar metabolic process. Bases 168 to 1580 code for a protein of 470 amino acids. The transcript is spliced from 10 exons. Lineage: Eukaryota; Metazoa; Arthropoda; Insecta; Ephemeroptera; Baetidae. The record is from RefSeq and is a predicted model, not a curated record. Gene Ontology annotation, molecular function: poly(ADP-ribose) glycohydrolase activity. Gene Ontology annotation, cellular component: nucleus; cytoplasm.